AUGGCAACCACCAAUACCACCAGUGUGAGUUUGAAGCUUUUGAUCGAUACGAAGGGUCACAAGGUUCUGUUUGCUGAAGCGAUAAAGGAAGUUGUAGAUUUUCUUUUCACUUUCUUGACUUUUCUCGUUGCCACUGUCAUUAUGCUCCUCUCGAAGAAUGACAUAGUUGGUUGCUUAGGCCAACUUUGUGAGAGUGUUGAAAACCUUAGUGAUGCAUACUUGCAACCCAAUUUUGACAAAGACGCCCUUCUCAAACCCAAUGGCACAGUUGCUGGUGCUAAUAUCUUUCAUUUACUGACCAGCAGCAAUGACUGUAAUCCAAAACAGUUGUACAUUUGUACCGGUUUCAAUCGCUGUAUUUGUGAUGUGUCUGGAACAACAUGUCCACAGUGCCCACAUGGUGGUUCUGGUAAUUAUAGAGCCAUUUCCACCCCCGUUACUUAUGUUGACCCGCAAGCACGUACUAGUACCAACGCAGCAACAACGUUGUCCGUUGAGGGAGGGUAUGUGAAGGGUGUUGGUACACAUAUGAUCAUGGACAAUUUAGAGGUGAAUCGCAUGUCUACUAUUUCUAGUAUUACUGUGCUUAAGAUGUUCAAUAUUAAGGAAGUCGGUGUUCCUGAAGAGAAGAUGGUUAAUCUUGGCAUGGUGGAGGUCUGA
Malus domestica (apple) is the source of this 660-nucleotide messenger RNA. RefSeq lists its product as uncharacterized. Lineage: Eukaryota; Viridiplantae; Streptophyta; Magnoliopsida; Rosales; Rosaceae. The record is from RefSeq and is a predicted model, not a curated record.